AUGGAAAGUGUGCAGGCUAUCGCUGAGGAUGGUGCGUCGGAUGGAGGCGCAGCCAAGUUAUUGAAGAAGCCCAGCGGACUGUCUGUCGCCCGUGGGACUCCAGCGGAUGAUGGCGGUGGACAUUUGGCACCCUCCCGCCAACUCCAGCUCUCUCCUGUUGAGACGGAGGCGCUUGAAGAGGGAUCUCUCCGCGGCAGGUCCUCGUCUUUACAUACUCGGAGUCUGGAUAGGAAGACUCUUCUGAAGCACCGGCAGAAUAUGCAGCUGCAGCCCGCAGAGCGUGAGUGGGUGAGAGCAGAUCUCCACCGGGGCUCCAUACAUGUCCACGACAGACUGUCGCCCUCUUAUCCCAGGCCGGUUCUUUGCACCGUGGACACCACAGCCGGCGAGGUGGCGCUCCGUCUAAGUAAAGUCUGCAGUAAGUCAAGCUCCGUUAUGCGCAUUUUUAGUAAAGACACCCAAAAGACUGAUCAAAAUGGCAACUGCAAUGUGAAGUAUGACUACAGUGGCAACCCAUUAAAGGUGAACAUGGACACAAGUACAAAUUGCAACCACCUGACAAACCUGGAGCCCACAGAAUUAAGGGGCCAUCCAAGUGAUAGACUGAGACUGCUGCUCAUGGAGAAUGCAGAUGAGAGGCAAAAGCAACAGGACAUAGAUGAAAAACUUUUCACCCCAGAAUCAGAGUCACAAGAUAACAUAACCUGUUCACUGUCAGAUUUCAAUUCUAACUCAAACAUAGAUACCACCAAUGGCCUAGAUAGCUAUGGAUUAAAUUCUGGCUCAGAUGUGGAGAGCAGCACAUUUGAUGAUCUGAGCUCUGGGGCCCGGCUCAGCGAGCACAGGGACUCCCUCAGUGAUGACAUGAUCCUGGGCACAGAAGCAUCCAUCCUCAGCCCUUCCUUCGACAGUCCCACAGAGGGCAACGACAUGUAUGGCAGCUCAUCGGAUGAACUGGAGCUUGACUGUCCUGCAUCCAGCACAGGCAUAGACACCAUCUCCCAGCGUCACACCAAUGGCAUCACAGCCACCACUGCCAACUACAAGAAGUGCAACAUGGGGCAUUUAAACAACAUGACAAACAAUAUGGGGCCAGAUAGCAGACUCAACCCCCAUAGUCUGGGCCACCUGCCACCCAGCAGCAGUGCCGGCUCAUUGUCAAGAGCCUGUUCUACAGGUAAUACACCUGACAUCCAAUAUCCCGACUGUGGUCAAAGCGCUGGAAAAUCAGAGCCGACAGCACACCACAAUGACGGUUCCUUUAAUUCCAGUCCCACACUAUAUGUUCAGCUGCAUGGUGAAGCUGUCCGGAGGCUUAGUCCAGAUGAGAGGCCUCUGCAGAUCCAGAAUGACUUUCUCUUUAAGCUUGGAUUUAAGGACCUGUGGAGAGUUCAAGAGGAAGGGCUUAACACAGAAAUUGGCUCCUUGUUGCGCUUCUAUGCAGGGAAGCCCCAAAGCACUGAGAGCUCAGAGAGGGUCCAGCUGUCAGGGAUGUACAACGUUCGGAAAGGGAAGCUCCAGCUACCAGUGAACCGCUGGACCAGACGGCAGGUCAUCCUGUGCGGCACCUGUCUCAUCGUCUCCUCUGUCAAAGAGAGCCAAACAGGGAAGAUGCACAUCCUGCCGCUCAUUGGAGGAAAAGUAGAAGAGGUGAAGAAGCACAAUCACUGUUUAGCCUUCAGCUCGGCAGGGCCUCAGAGUCAAACCUACUACGUCAGCUUUGACAGCUUCACGGAGCACCUGCGCUGGCACAGACACGCUGCCAAGAUGGUGUCCCAGAGAAUCAACUCAGUUGAUCUGUCCUGCUGCAGCCUGGAGCAACUUCCUCCCAACCUCUUUUACAGCCAUGAUCUCACCCACCUUAACCUCAAACACAACUUCCUGCCUGCAGACCAGCAGCUGCAGCAGCUGCAGAGGUUUUCUCGUCUGCGGAGCCUCAACCUGUCUAAUAACCAUCUUGGUCAGUUCCCCCUGGCCAUCUGCGACAUCCCUACCCUGACAGAGGUCAACCUCAGCUGUAACUACCUGGCCUCUGUCCCCAGCUCUGUUGGAGCCAUGACCAAUUUGCAGACAUUCCUGUUGGACGGAAACAGUCUAGAAGAGCUUCCCAACGAGCUGGGUUCCCUUCAGAGGCUGAGUUACUUGGGCCUUUCGUUCAACCAAUUUAACCAUGUGCCCCAGGUUCUGGAGCGGUUGGCCUCCAUGGAGAAGCUGUGCAUGGCCGGCAACAACCUAGAAACACUCACGCUGCAGAAUUUCAGGCUACUUCGUGUCAAACACAUCGAUCUAAGGUUGAAUAAGAUCUCUAGCAUGGUACCAGAUGAGCCUGACCUGCUGAGGCAUGUGACACAGCUGGACGUAAGGGAUAACAGGCUGACGGACAUGGACGCCUCAGUCUUCCCCAGGCUAGAGGUGCUUCACUGCGAGAGAAACCGCAUUGCCAGCCUCAGGGCCAAGGGUUGCUUGCUCAAAGGCAUCUACGCCUCCAACAACGAGCUACGACAACUGGAUGUCAGUCCUGUGCCCUGCAAUCUUAGUUAUAUGGAUAUCUCAAGGAACCGUAUGGAGUCUGUGCCAGACUGGCUGUAUGAAGCAAAGAAACUGGAAGUUCUGGAUGUGAGCCACAACCACAUCGCCGAGCUUCCGGCACGGUUGUUAUGCAGCAACAGUUUGAGGAAGCUGAGUGCAGGACAUAACCAGUUGCAGAAGCUGCCUGAAAGAGUGGAGCGCCCUCUGCUGGAGGUUUUGGAUGUACAGCACAAUCAAUUGGUGGAGCUGCCCUGUAACCUCUUCCUCAAAUCUGACAGUUUGCGAUGUGUAAAUGCAUCAGCCAAUAAGCUAGAGCACCUGCCUCCAUCCAGCCUAUCAGAGGAGAGCCACAGCAUCUUGCAGGAACUCUACCUGACCAAUAACCAUCUGACAGACAAGUGUGUGCCAAUGCUGACAGGCCACACACACCUUCGAGUUUUGCACAUGGCCUAUAACCAUCUCCAGACCUUCCCAGCAAGUAAAAUGGCCAAGUUGGAGGAGCUGGAGGAGGUGGACUUGAGUGGAAACAUGCUGAAGACUGUACCCACCACUAUCAUGAACUGCAGAAGAAUGCACACGCUCAUUGCCCACUCCAACGCCAUCGAGGUGUUUCCUGAGGUCAUGCAGCUGAUGGAGAUGAAAUGUGUGGAUCUGAGCUGUAAUGAGCUGAGUGAGAUCACACUACCAGAGAAUCUGCCUCCCAAGCUUCAGGAGCUGGACCUGACUGGAAACCCUCGUCUCAACCUGGACCACAAGACCCUUGAGCAGCUCAAUAAUAUUCGCUGCUUCCGCAUUGAUCCGCCUCCAACCUUUUCGUCGAAUGAGGCAUCUGGUGGACCUGCUGUGUGGAGUCACGGCUACACAGAGGCCUCGGGCGUCAAGAACAAACUGUGCGUUGCAGCUCUUUCAGUAAACAGUUUCUGUGGGAGUCGUGAAGCUCUGUACGGCGUAUUUGAUGGGGACAGAAACGUGGAGGUGCCCUACCUUUUGCAGUGCACAAUGAAUGAUGUGUUGGCUGAAGAACUACACAAGACCAAGAGCAAGGAGGACUAUAUGACCAACACCUUCCUUGUCAUGCAAAGAAAACUUGGAACAGCAGGUCAGAAACUAGGUGGCUCAGCAGCUCUGUGUCACAUUCGCCAUGAUCCCACCGACCCCGGAGGCUGCUUCACCCUUACAGCUGCUAAUGUGGGCAAAUGCCAGGCCAUCCUGUGCCGGGAUGGAAAACCAUUACCCUUAUCAGUGCUUCAUAAUGUAGGACUAGAGGAGGAGUACCACAGGAUCCGGCGACACAGGGCUAUCAUCACUGAGGACAACAAGGUGAACGGUGUGACCGAUUCUACGCGAAUCAUGGGCUACUCCUUCCUUUACCCAUCUGUAAUCCCUUGUCCCCAUGUGCAGACAGUCACUCUCACGGCCCAGGAUGAGUUUUUCAUUCUGGGGAGCCGGGGCUUGUGGGAUGCUGUGUCUCCCAUUGAAGCGGUUGAGGCUGUUCGAAACGUCCCUGAUGGCCUAGCUGCUGCUAAGAAGCUGUGCACACUGGCACAGGGCUAUGGCUGCACCGACAGCCUCAGCGCUGUUGUAGUCCAGCUCAGUGUGAGCGAAGACUGCUGCUCCUGCUGCUGCUCUGAGCCUCCCCAUCCACCUCCAAGCCCUGGCUUGGGCCCCUAUCCCCCAUCGUCCUCUGCCAUCAAGGAACGGCCCUCGGAUGGCUCCCUUCCUGUACCCCCUUCCUCCUGCAGUGAAAUCAGCAGUGAGAUCAGCACCAGCGAGAUGAGCAGCGAGGUGGGCUCCACAGCCUCAUCUGAUGAGCCACUGCAGAGCUCCUUGGUGCUGCUGCAUGAGCAGCCCCAUCAUGCUCACCUCCACAUGCACCAUCAGGCCCACUCACUGGCCUUACAGCACCAGCAGGCCCAUACAACCACACAGCCCUGCCAGUCGCUGUUCCCAGGUUCAGAUCUGCCUUCUGCCCGCAGUUGCUGUGCGCUCCAUCCUGCCUGUUUAGCAGGCUCCUUCCAGAGGCAGCUGUCUAGUGCCACCUUCUCCAGUGCCCUGUCUGACAACGGGUUAGACAGCGAGGAUGAGGAACCCAUUGCAGGUGUUUUUUCCAAUGGGAGCCGUGUAGAAGUAGAGGCAGAUGUCCACUGCCUUAAAGCGGAGUCCUCCUUGUCACCCCAAACAUCAGCACCUUUAUCCUCCACCCAGGAGCGAACCCUACUUACUCUCCCCCUGCCUCCUCCACCACCAUGCACCCCAGAGCCCUUGGAAGAUGGGGUUGACAUAAGCCUUGGUGAGGCUGAAAAUGGGCUGGAGAAGGACGAGCCAUGGCAAGGAGUUGGGGACGGAGGAAAGUUGGCAGGCAAAAGGAGAAUUAAUGGGUCAGUGGCACGCCAGGAAAAGAGUCACAACCUUAUUGAGGUGGCUGCUGACGCCCCUUCAAAGAAAUCUGGGGGUUAUUUCACAGCGCCAGCCCAGCCUGACCCAGAUGAUCAGUUCAUCAUUCCCCCUGAGCUGGAGGCGGAGGUGAAGGAAAUCAUGAAGCAGCAUCAGCAGAAACAGCAGAAGCCACCUGGGACGGAGACCACAGACUACUAUGACACCCCUCUCUGAACAGCAAUACCACCAGCUACAGCCUCAUCUCUCUCACGGCAACAGCAUGCACAGAAACCUACAUCAACCUAACCACUCUGAUUUUCCAAUAUAUAAACACAAACAAAUCAAUUUCCUCAAGAGGCUGUAAAAUGCACAUGAAAAAGUCUCAUCCAGCUUUUUCUCAGCAGCCUUCCAGUUCUCAUCUUUGGACAACCAUGCACUGUAACCUGUUCCACUUCUUUUUACCCAAGCAACUCGAAUAAAAAACUAGCAAAUGAGCCCUUUAAUGAUACCCAACCUUCUUGGUAAAGCCUGUGUACACAGCUCCUAGUGUCCAUGGUCGUGCCCUUCUCACAGACUGUGGAGCUUUUUACAUUAGACAACCAGCUGAAUAUGUAAUCACUAGUCUCUUUGCAAUAGCAUUAGCUCACUACAACACUUGUUAAUAUUGAUAACGAUCCCACGGUUGGUUGGUUUGUUUGUAAAAACAUAUCUUUUAAUGUGAAAGCAGUGAAGUUGCUGAAAGAACUUUUUAAAAACAGACAAUCUUUUUAUCAUGUCAAGAGGUACAUCUGUAAUACCACGUUUAACUGUUGUAGAUAGGGCACUUAAAAUACUGUAUUUCUUCAGUAAAUCAUGGCUCUUGGCCUGUAAAAUGGCAUAGAAAUUUUUUGUAGAAAUUUUAAAUACUAACUCCUAGGAGUUGCAUACUCUUUAUGGUGACUCAGUCACUUUUACUAAUCUUCUCUGAGAGAAAUUUUUUUCCAAUGAUUGUAAAUAAGAGAAAUGAUAUAUACUGAUGCUUUUAAAAGAACUGCCCGUUCGUCGGUGAAGGUUUUAGUAGUGGGGACAAGUGUGGAGGUGUCACCCCCUCAAACAUCUUACAAUGUAGAACCACAAAUAUAAGCCACACACACACACACACACACACACACACACACACACAAUUGCAGGCCAGAAACCCAACAUUCCAUGAAGUAUAACUACACACAGUUGCUAUGGUUUGCUCCACUCUGAUUAUGAUGUCCUGUAGUCAUCACUGUAUCUAAUCAACACUAACAGACAGAUCGUUGCAUGCACACACACACACACACACACACACUAGUCCCACCUCCCUCCUACAGUAACUGUUACCACCGGCAUGACUGUGUCAAGUUCAGUAAUACAAAUAAAAUAUAUCCACAUCAAAAAGAGACAACACAAAUGUUCCUGUCUUUGGUAU
Molecule: messenger RNA, 6343 nt
Organism: Monopterus albus (swamp eel)
Lineage: Eukaryota; Metazoa; Chordata; Actinopteri; Synbranchiformes; Synbranchidae
Gene: phlpp1
Product: PH domain and leucine rich repeat protein phosphatase 1
Exons: 18
Coding region: 1-5139 (1712 amino acids)
Cellular component (GO): cytoplasm
Molecular function (GO): protein binding
Source: RefSeq, a predicted model, not a curated record